ACCCAACCUGGAAACAGAAGAAUAACCUCUAUCUUAACCCCACAAAUAUUAUUUAAAAAGAAAAAUAUUAAUAAAAACUUAAAAAAAGCCUAUAGAAUUAAUUUAAUAAUUUUCAAAUCAACGCAAUUAAAUGACAACUACAUCAAGUAAACCCAAACAAAUGAGAACUUUAACCUUGUCACUGUCAUGAAGAAUAAAAAAUAAUUUAUUCGCAAAUUUCUACCUGUAAUAGAAAAUAAUUCGCAUAGAAUCAAUGGCAAAUCAUAUUAUGAGAUCAAUAAUAGCGCGACACCUAAUAAACCAGGUAAAAGACGCACCGAAAGUGAUGCAUAACCUCAAAAUUCGCUAUCAAAGCAUUCAAGCGACAAAAUUAGUAUUUUCUGAGUAUGGAGAGCCAGAAAAGGUGGUAAAACAAGAAAAAGAAAAUUUAGAACAAUUAAAACCACAUGAAGUAAUAGUAAAAAUGCUCGCAGCUCCCGUAAACCCCGCCGAUAUCAAUACAAUCCAAGGAACGUACCCAACGAAACCGAAUUUACCAGCCGUUGGAGGUAACGAAGGUGUAGGUGAAGUUGUUAGUGUUGGGGAAGAAGUGAAAGAUUUCGAAAAGGGUGAUAGAGUCGUCCCAUUAAAAAAUUCGUUAGGAACAUGGAGAACUUACGCUAUUUUAUCCCAAAAUGAAUUAUUUAAAAUCCCGAAAGAUGUGGGAUUAGUCGAGGCUGCCACCUUUACAGUCAAUCCAGCGACAGCUUAUCGAAUGCUGAAAGAUUUUGUUGAAUUACAAGAAGGAGACGUUGUAAUUCAAAAUGGGGCUAACUCCGCUUGCGGGCAAUAUGUAAUCCAACUAUGCAAAGCGUGGGGCUUACAAAGCGUUAAUAUAAUCCGUGAUCGCCCUAAUUUAACAGAACUCCAAAGUUAUCUUAAAGCCCUCGGUGCUAAUUACGUUUUAACCGAGGAAGAACUCCGUAAAACUGAAAUAUUCAAAAACAAAACGAUUCAAAAACCGAAAUUAGCGUUAAAUUGUGUUGGGGGUAAAUCAGCGACUGAAUUAAUGCGUCAAUUGUGUAAUGGGGGCACGAUUGUUACUUACGGAGGGAUGGCUAGAGAGCCGGUCACUGUGGCUAUUUCGGCACUCAUUUUUAAAGAUGUAAACGUCCGUGGUUUCUGGAUGACGAGAUGGUCGAAUCAAAAUUUUGAUUCAGAGCAACGCUAUGAAAUGUUCGAGGAGAUUUUGACUUUGAUGCAAGAGGGGAAAUUAAAGGGGCCUAGUUAUGAGAUGGUUUCGUUCGCUAAUUAUAUGGAGGCGCUUAAAAAUACACUUAAUCCGAAAGGGAUGGUUGGGAAGAAAUAUAUUUUAAGUUUUGAUGAGUGAUUAAUUUAAAAAAUAAUUGUAAUAAUUGAGGUUAUGUUAUGAUUUGGUUGUCAAUAAAUUGUGUUGCCAACUUA
Molecule: messenger RNA, 1443 nt
Organism: Onthophagus taurus
Lineage: Eukaryota; Metazoa; Arthropoda; Insecta; Coleoptera; Scarabaeidae
Product: enoyl-[acyl-carrier-protein] reductase, mitochondrial
Biological process (GO): fatty acid metabolic process
Cellular component (GO): mitochondrion
Molecular function (GO): oxidoreductase activity
Source: RefSeq, a predicted model, not a curated record